Solanum verrucosum is the source of this 579-nucleotide messenger RNA. RefSeq lists its product as uncharacterized. The transcript is spliced from 3 exons. The coding region runs from base 1 to 579 and encodes 192 amino acids. Lineage: Eukaryota; Viridiplantae; Streptophyta; Magnoliopsida; Solanales; Solanaceae. The record is from RefSeq and is a predicted model, not a curated record.
AUGAUGAAAAUAUUUGAUGCGAUUGUUGACAAUGUGAAGGAGAUGCAUAGUGAUUUAUCUAGUAUCGUUCAAAAGGUUGACGCCCAUGUAGUGAUGAUUAAGCAACUUAAGCAGCAUUUGGUCACCACUCGAGAAGGAAAGCAAACUAUAGACCCUCCCAUGCAGACUGAAAUGGAAAAUGCAGAAAAAGUUGAGAAUGAAGUUGAGUUAGUUGAGGAGCCGAAAGAUGAUACUAAAAAGGAAUCCGAGAGGCAUUUGAACAGAGGGUAUGUGAAGUUUAUGAAGAAUCUGGUGACUGAAAAGAGGGUAGUCGGUUUUAAAAUUGAAGACAAGUUGCAGCAUUGUAGUACCAUUGCUACUAGGUCACUGGUGCUAAAGAAAGAGGAUCCUGGAGCUUUAACCAUCCAAUUUACUAUCGGUAUACUGCACUUUGCGAAGGCACUGUGUGACUUGAGUGCUAGCAUUAACUUGAUGCCGUUGUCAAUUUAUAAGAAGUUGGGGCUAAGGACUCCCAAGCCGACUACAAUGCGAUUGUUGAUUGCCGAUAGAAUUGUGAAGAGACCGAUUGGAGUUCUCUAA